Aspergillus caelatus is the source of this 1827-nucleotide messenger RNA. RefSeq lists its product as uncharacterized. The transcript has 5 exons. NCBI's taxonomy places the organism in Eukaryota, Fungi, Ascomycota, Eurotiomycetes, Eurotiales, Aspergillaceae. The record is from RefSeq and is a predicted model, not a curated record. Bases 1 to 1827 code for a protein of 608 amino acids.
AUGGCUUCUGAACAGAACAUUCACAUUGGGCAGUCUUUAUGCCUGUUGUGCAGACAAGUUGCGACUGGUGGGUCACAUAUUCUUGAGCCAAAUCAGAAAUCGCAUACUGUCCCUGAUUGUAGAUAUCCAUGCGCACACUGUUCCCUGUCACGGUGCUCCAUGGUCUGGUUUCAUGCAGCGUGCUACGACGUUCUACAGAAUAGCUACGAGCCUUCCAAGAAGCCUACUUCUGAAGAUCUAACAAGGUUCGCUGAUGCAACCAGGCCCGUUUAUAAAUGCGAAUAUGAAGAGCAUAGGGAAACCUUGUCGGUGACAGAAGGACUCUUUAGCAAGUACACAAGAGAAACUAUCCAAGACAGUUUUAGACAAGAUUUGUUGGAGAAAUUACCGGUUGAGUUAAUAACUAUAAUCUCUGAGCUAAUUUCUCCAUGCUGGUAUUUGACUGUACUUGGCGAGACACGUCGGUUAAUUGAACUUUUGAGGGAUAAAGGUGGAACCAAGAGUAAGCAGCUGAGUCUAGAACCAGAAAUGUGGAUGUCCACAAUAUUAUAUCGCGGAACCUCUUACGUGGCACAGCUCAGCAGCAGACCGUUCGAAUCAACAAGCACUUUCGAACAAUACCAUACCACGCUACCUGCUAAGAUCAGCAAAAUUAUUCUGUCAGUCGACUGUAUCGGCAUACGUGGGAUACAAUUCCUUGAUCAUCAGUCGAAUCCCAAAUCGGAUGGGUCACCAUGGUAUGAGAUUCUGGACGCGAGAGAGAGUGAUUUGGAGAUCUCUGUGAGCUGUGAUGGCCUAUUCAUAAGAGGUAUUCAACUCGUCUCAAAUAGUCUAUCUCCGUAUAGAGCUUGGAGCUCUCCUUUCCCGCCUAAAUUCCAUCCAUGGAACUUUUUCCAAGCCCGAGGUAAAUCUCGCUUGGUCUAUUUGGAAAUCGAUUCCCAUAUCCAAGGAGUACUUGUCUGCUGUGCCAACGCUAAGAUUGUUGGGAUCCACGGUUUCUCGGGCAUAUCGAAAGCAUUCAGAGAGUUUAUUGAUCUAAUAAAUCAACGUACGAGCAACAGCUACAGGCACUGGAUUUUUUUCCCCUUCAAUAAACAUGAAUAUAUUAAAGCAGCUUGGAUCCGAACAUUCAAGUUUCGCCGUGGGCCAGCAUCUAACCCUAUCUUAGUACUCCAAACUUCACUAGGGAGAACUAUCACAUUCGGACCUCAAUUCCCAGCUCGGAUUAUCGAUCAAUACGAAUACCGCCCUUUGGUCAGGGAUGGCGACGGUGCUAUUUCGGGGAUUUUUCAUGAUGGACUAGAUCCAACCACAAAGUACAUUUCCGACGUUGGAGUCACCUGCAAUAGCCAACAUGGUGUUGGGCCGCUGGAGCCUCUGCCUUCGGAUGCACGCCUUGAAACCCCAGCAGUCCCACCCGGUCGAGGCUCCAUCUUUAGUACAUGGUACAUGACAAAAGCGUCUCUCAAAGGCGUUGUAAAGGUGCGUGUAUGCAGGGAUAAAGAACAGUCACACCAACCAUGUCUGGGUCUUCUACUAUAUUAUAGUGAUGGACAUAUUGAAUCGAUUGGACAGGUGCGAUGGGAUCACGAUAUAAGUCGGGAGACUGUUAAGCCUAUAUACAUUGAGAGCAGUGUAGUUGACGGACGAGAUUACAUUAAGGACAUCCGAUGUGGCAUUUAUGAUACUGAUCUUAAGGUAGAAAGAAGUGCAUGCCAAAAGCUACCAGAGUGUGGAAUCAUUCCAAUAAUUUCCAUGAUCCUAGUCAGAUGGCGGGCGGUUAGCCUUCAUCAUUUGGGCGGCUUUACUGAUCAGCUGGGCCUCUGA